UUCGUUCUUGUCAUAAUGGCGUUACGUUUGCAAAGGUUGAUUGGAUUUGCCGGGAUGGUGAUGCCGUUUGGCGUGUUCCCAGUUUAAUCAAACAGAAAGUUUAUAAGUCCAUGAUGGUACAAGGUGUUUUAGCACAUAUAUUCAUAGAUGGCAGCUGGCUAACUAAACACUCUCCUUGGCUUUCCUGUUUCAUUUAACACUAGCAAACUGUGCAACGGUGAUUUGAAUUUUAAAAUGGAAGUGGACUAUGAUGAGGAGCCAGUGGUUAUUAAAAACAGCUCAGCUGCUGGUGCUCAAAGUGAAAUGUUUACUUUGCCAAUAGAAGAGAUCCAUCAAGAGGAGAAUGAUUGCCUGCCAUGUUUAUCAAGAUCUGCAGUAACCCAUAAUCAGCAUGCCAAUUUUAAGACCGAAGGCAAUAUAACUGAAGAAAUGGAAUAUGAAUUUCCUCAUAAAAGGAGGAGAACUGCACCAAUGACAUCAAACAAUUUAAUGAGCAUCCAGGAUCAGGAUUAUGAUGAUGACCCGAAUAUAAUAUAUGAUUAUGAAGCAGCGUAUGAUGCUGCAAGCGUUACAUCUGAAGGAUCCUACUUAGGAGAUCAGCCGAGUAUACUUACAGAAGUUCUCAGCUAUUGUCAGGCAAUGUAUGACAUGGUCCAAAAACUGGAUAAAAAGAUGGAUUCGAUUCAAAGGAAAGUUACUGAGCUACACUAUGACCGUGUGAAGCCACAUUUUAAACCUAGACCAGGGAGUUUUCCAAAAAGAAGUUCUCAUGCUUUACCUCAAGGAAAACUAAUGUUGCAGAAGAUAAACCCUAGAUUUUCAAGUUCACACAUACUUCCAACUUCCCAAGAUUCAUUAAGUCUUUCAGAAAGGAUAAAAGAAAAUAAUCAGCAACGUCAAACACACGUAUUAAGAAGGCCUGUUUCUUCUGUUUCACUUUCAAGAGUUCAAAGGCAGAGUCCUCCCUUGCCUACUAUCAUAUCCACACGUUCCUUGCAGCAUUCCGUUAGUGUGACAGAUGCAAAGAUGGCAGAAUGUAAGCCAUCUCAAACUGCUGUGGAGACCUUUCCCAAUUGUAAUUCUAUUUCAGCCCCAAAUGUAAGUGCAGUCUCAACAUCUGAACCAGUUAGACUUUCAACACCAGAAACAACAAUUCAAGAAAAUUGCCCUAACACUACCUUAGAUGUCACUUCUCAAAAAAUCAUUGUUAGUGAUGAGAUACUGUCAUCCACAGUUUCUACUGAUCUAGACUACGCCUAUUUGGGAGACCCAAGCAGAAAUGUUAAAAUUCCUGGAACCAGUUUAAUGAAAGCAAAACAAAAGACAAAGCCAGUAUAUGCAGCUCGUUACCUGUUUCAUGUCUUGUUCAGUAAAAACAGUUCUGUGGAGAAUGAAGCACCGAGUAUGAAAACACUUGAUUCGAACCAAGUUUCAGCAAUAAGAGAAUUUCUGGAAUCUUCAUUCCCAGCCUAUGAUCUUAGCGAAUCUGGAAAAGAAUGGAAAAAGUGUGCCAACAUUAUUAAGAAUAUGUUCACUUUCCAAGCAAUAACAAAUACUAUGGCUAAAAUUAAUCAUAAUCAGUCUCAUUCUCAAAUUCAUGAAACCUUAAUAUGUGUAGAUUCUGAUCAUUCUGAGGAUGAGAAAGUAAAAUCUCCUUGGCAGACAGCCAGCUCAGAAACUGCUGCUCCAGUAAUCCAGCAGAAGGAUAACCAGAACAGAUCAGAACAUCAUUUUCUGAGGUCCACGGGCCAGAAUGAGUCCGUACCUCAUUUACUGACAUCCACAGGAACACAACCAUCUACAGAUACAAUAGAUUAUUUUGGAGAGAAGUCAAGAAAUGUAAAACUUUCGACUAUGAUUAUGUUUAAGGGGAAAGAGAAAUCUCGCCCUGAGCUGGCUGCAAGAUUCCUUAUAAAACAAAUCUUCCCAGAUGAUGUACUAGUUAUAAGCAAUGUGUAUGGUAGCCCAGAUCGUGGUGUGCCGCCUUUAGACCCCAACAAGAUCGGGGCCUUAAGAGAUUUUCUUCAAGAAAACUACCCAACAUUUGACUUAAAGGAAUCUGGGCAAGACUGGAAGGCUUGUGUAGCUGCAAUCAACAGUUCCAUACGGAGUCUACGCCAUGAGCGGAAAAAUAACCAAGGACGAAAAAAAACCUAACUUACCAGAUAAAAACUAACAAAACCUUGCAACUUUAACACUCAGUACCUCCUUGACUGCCAAAAAUAGCUUUCAAUAUAAGAUGUAUUCUCUAAAUAGGUAUUCCAGAAAAAAUCUCCUCUGUUUUAGACCGUCUUUUUUUGUAGCUAACUUUUUUUUUUUUUUUUUUAAAUAAAACAGGAGAAAUUUUAGUUACAGGUUAAUUAUUUUAAGAACUGAUGAACUUCAUAAACAUAUAUUAACUAAUAGGGAAUUAGACAAUGCAGCAUUUAUUAUCUUCGCAGGAUGCAAAAUGACACUUUAGUUGGAGUGUGUAUAUAUAUUUAUAUGUAGAAUACUAUUUUUCUUUAGUUCUGUCCAAUAUCGAUAAUGAAUUAUUUCAGACUAUUUACCCAGUGUCAUGUUCAUUUUGUCUGCAGUGUUUUGAAAUAAAACAGUGCCUAUUCAUGAUUUUA
Xenopus tropicalis (tropical clawed frog) is the source of this 2612-nucleotide messenger RNA. It is a transcript of the gene bend2, whose product is annotated as BEN domain containing 2. Gene Ontology annotation, cellular component: nucleus. Lineage: Eukaryota; Metazoa; Chordata; Amphibia; Anura; Pipidae. The record is from RefSeq and is a predicted model, not a curated record. The coding region runs from base 235 to 2157 and encodes 640 amino acids. The transcript is spliced from 12 exons. Gene Ontology annotation, molecular function: DNA binding.